Molecule: messenger RNA, 346 nt
Organism: Arvicola amphibius (Eurasian water vole)
Lineage: Eukaryota; Metazoa; Chordata; Mammalia; Rodentia; Cricetidae
Product: CAMPATH-1 antigen-like
Exons: 2
Coding region: 1-285 (94 amino acids)
Biological process (GO): positive regulation of cytosolic calcium ion concentration
Cellular component (GO): sperm midpiece
Source: RefSeq, a predicted model, not a curated record
AUGAACGGCCUCCUCUUUCUCGCUACCAUCAGUCUGCUGGUUGCGGUUCAGAUACAAAUGGGUGUCUUGGAAGAUAAUAAUACCGACGUGGCCACCCCUGCUCGUCCUGGUCCUGGUCCUGGUCCUGCUCCUGUGACUACCAAGGAGGGAUCCCAAAAAACUUCUGUGGCCAAAAAAACCCCUGCAAAACCCCCAAAGGGUGGGGCCUCCUCACUCAUCGAUGUGGGUCCCUGCAGUUUCUUCUUCUUCGCCAACACCUUAAUGUGCCUCCUCUACCUCGGCUGAGGUGAUGAUGUUGCUUCUAUAGCCCUGUGCUCCUCAAACUGCUGCCACCAUCAGUAGCAAG